AGCGCAGCCUUUGUCCGCCGCUCCCCCCGCCGGUAUAUUUACGGGGCGCGGCGGCCCGGGGCGGGCUGGGGCGGCGGAUGGCGGGGGCGGGCCGGGGGCCGGCGGGCAGGAGGCGACGGUGACGGGCGGGCGGCAGCCGGGGCCGCUCCAUGUUCGCCAUGGACUACUCCUACCUCAACUCCUACGACUCCUGCGUGGCCGCCAUGGAGGCGUCCGCCUACGAGUUCAGCCCCUGCAGCCAGGCCGGCUCCUUCCAGUACAGCCCCAUGCGGGGGGGGUUCCCCGCCGGGCCCGCCUGCCCCCCCCUCGCCUCCGCCAACUGCGCCCUGGGCGCGCUGCGCGACCACCAGCCCUCGCCCUACUCGGCAGUGCCCUACAAAUUCUUCUCGGACCCGUCGGGGAUCAACGAGAAGCGGAAGCAGCGGCGGAUCCGGACGACGUUCACCAGUUCCCAGCUGAAGGAGCUCGAGAGAGUCUUCGCUGAAACCCACUACCCCGACAUCUACACCCGUGAGGAGCUGGCCCUCAAGAUCGACCUCACCGAAGCCCGGGUGCAGGUCUGGUUCCAGAACCGCCGAGCCAAAUUCCGCAAGCAAGAGCGGGCGGCCAACGCCAAGGGCGCGGGGGGCAGCGCCGGCCCCGCUGGCAAGAAAUCGGAGCCGCGCUCUUCCUCGGAGGAUGAUGAGUCCAAGGAGUCCAACUGCAGCCCGACCCCCGACAGCACGGCGUCCCUGCCCGCCGCCGGCAGCCUCGGCAGCCCCGGCAGCAGCUUGAGCCCCAGCCCCAGCGCGGGGCCACCCAUGGGACCCGGUCACCCCCCGCAACCCCUCAAGGCACCCAUCUGGCCCGGGGUGAGCCCCCCCGGCGGCACCGCCAACGCCGCCGAGCUGCUGAAGGCCUGGCAACCCGCCGAAGCCGUGCCGGGACCUUUCUCCGGCGUCCUCUCCUCCUUCCAUCGGAAGCCCAACGCCCUCAAGACAAACCUCUUCUGAUGCGACCAUUGCCGGAUCCAGCUGCCCCCGCCCCAAAAACCCCCACACACACCGCCCCCCCCCCUCCCCAAGUGCUGCCCACCCCCCAAACCCCCCCAGCGAUGCCACUCCGGCAAAUGGCUGCUGGUGGGGAGAUGGAUUGGGGACCACCCCACCACCCACCCCAACAACCCUCCACCCGUGCUGCUUGCACCCAAAGCUGCUCCCCCCCGGGGAGGGGAGACCCCCCCCCCCCCUUCUCCUGAACUCUGGGGGCAGCCCCCACCCGUGGGUGCUGUAGGACCAUGGGGGUGCAAAGAGAGGGGGGGGGGGCAGCAGCCUCUGGCCCAGCUGGCAUGCCCCGGGCGCAGCUUUUGGGGUGCACCCCAGGGGUGGGGGGCAGCUGCGGGGCUCCCCACGGCACUACGGGUGCUCUGGUAUCAUGGUGGCCCCCGCCACCCCACCCUGGGAGACACGCCCCCCCCCCCCCCCCCCCCCAUGGCUGCUGGGGUGGGGGAUGAGGAAGCACUUUAGGGCUGGGGUUCCUGGGGGCUGCUGGGGAGCGGCGCCGGGGAAUUUGGCAGCGAGACCCCCCCCCAAUCGGUGCAGGGACUGGGGUGAUACCCCCCCCAAAUCCCACCUGCAGACACGAUCUGCCCCCCUCCCCAGCAGCAUCCCGGCUUGGCGGGACUGGAGGGGAGAAGACCCUCCCCCCCACACACACACACCACACCCCCCCUGCCUCGGGGGGGCAGUGAGAUUUUGGGGGGCAAACCCAGGACUCUGCGCUCGCCAGAUGCCGCCAACGGGGACGAGGCACCAGGAGCUGCCGCUGUCCCAGUGUGCCGGGGCUGAACCCCCCUCCCCAAUAUGCCGCAGCCCCCCUAGAGAGAGGGGGGUGGCGUGGGAUGGAACAACCCCCCCCCCCCCCCGCGCCUCGGAGCAGCCGCGCCCCCUCGCCGCGGUGCUGGGAGCAGGAUGGGUGCUCCCACCCGAGUUGGUGUGGGUGCAGCCGGGACCCCCCCCCCUCCCCCGGCACAUCUCGGCAGUGAUCUUUUGGGGGUCGGGGGGGCCAGGGGUGCAGCUCAGGCCCUUGCACCCACCGUGGGUGGGGUGCCGGGGGGGGUUUCGUGGCCUGGUGAGUAGCGGCGAGACCGUGCCGGGGUCCUGUCCCCAUUCCCCGCCCCCCCACGCCGAGGGUCCCCCCCCCCCUCCCCAUCCCGGCUGAGGUG
Messenger RNA from Tyto alba (common barn owl), 2203 nucleotides. RefSeq names its product paired like homeobox 2A (gene PHOX2A). Gene Ontology annotation, molecular function: DNA-binding transcription factor activity, RNA polymerase II-specific; RNA polymerase II transcription regulatory region sequence-specific DNA binding. The transcript has 3 exons. Gene Ontology annotation, biological process: regulation of transcription by RNA polymerase II. NCBI's taxonomy places the organism in Eukaryota, Metazoa, Chordata, Aves, Strigiformes, Tytonidae. The record is from RefSeq and is a predicted model, not a curated record. The coding region runs from base 150 to 992 and encodes 280 amino acids.